Gadus morhua (Atlantic cod) is the source of this 3910-nucleotide messenger RNA. RefSeq names its product proline-rich transmembrane protein 1 (gene prrt1). The record is from RefSeq and is a predicted model, not a curated record. Gene Ontology annotation, cellular component: membrane. Bases 342 to 1073 code for a protein of 243 amino acids. The transcript is spliced from 4 exons. Lineage: Eukaryota; Metazoa; Chordata; Actinopteri; Gadiformes; Gadidae.
CUUUAAGACGCAGCGUCUCAUUAAUUCAGUGUAAUAACGCCACACGGUGGAGAAGCCAGUCUCUGCGGUGGAUCACAUCCAUGGGCUGUGGAUGAGCCAGCGACGGGAAUAUCAAGAAAGGACGAAACACAACCACCUCGCUUAUUAAAACAACCUCUUUUGAUUCUGAGACAUACAAACGGAGAGAGCGCAUUUGGAGAUCUGAUCACGGCGGCUGGCAUGGGGACGUCUUGAAGAUGUCAUGUUUUAAACAAAAGUCAGUAUUGUUGUGAGCUCUCGGUCCGCCUCUGGAGUUGGAUUGAAACACCGUUACGAGGGGAGAGUCGAUCACACUGCCGAGCAUGUCGUCGGAGAAACACGGUCUCGAUGACUCCGGCCGCCACCACAUGAUGCAGCCCCCCCCCUACCUGUCCAACCCCCCCGAGGCCACCAUCCUGCAGCUCUCCAACAUGUCCCAGCAGAACCCGGGGCCCCAGCCCAACUACCCCCCGCCCCACCCGGGCCCCGGCUCCGAGGGGGCCUACCUCCAGGAGACCCAGUUCCACUGCGGCCCCAUGGGGCCCGGGGGGGCCCCCCAGGGCUACGCCGUCCAGACCCAGGGCCCCGGGGGCUCCAUGCCCCACCCCCCGGUGGGGUACCUCCACCCGGGGUACCCCCUCCAGCUGCAGCCCUGCACCGCCUACGUCCCGGUCUACCCCAUGGCCUCGGGUCAGCCCUACAUGGCUGCGGCCCCCGGGGGCCACCCCCAGAUGUCCCAGGGCCAGAGCUACCCCAUGCCCCCGGGCAUCACCCUGAUGGACCGCCGGCCGCCCCACGACUACCUGCCCAUCGCCGUGCUCACCACCGUGUGCUGCUUCUGGCCCACCGGCAUCAUCGCCAUCAUCAAGGCUGUGCAGGUGCGUACCGCCAUCGCCCGGGGGGACAUGGUGACGGCGGAGAUCGCGUCCCGCGAGGCGCGUAACUUCUCCUUCAUCAGCCUUGCUGUGGGCAUCGCCUCCAUCGUGCUGUGCACCAUCCUGACCGUGGUCGUCAUCAUCGCCUCGCAGCACCAUGACGACGACUGGGAGCCCUAGGAGAAGAGACAAAGGAGCUCACAAGGGCGGGAAAACGCCUGGAAUAUUUACAGUUGGCCAGCAAACCGCUCAUUUGAGACCGGGCUAGGUAGAUAUUAUCAAUUUGGAGUUGGCUAAGCUAACUCCCGAUUGAGAGGAGCUAGCUAGUUUGUGUUAAUUCGGAGUCGGCAUGAAAAAAACGCCUGUUGAGACGAGCUAAUAGGCUAGUAUUAAAUUGGAACUUAGUUCGCAAACUACCAGUUGAGACUAGCUAGCUAGUCUUUAUUCAUUUGGAGUUAGUUUGCAAACUGCCAGUUGAGACUACCUAGCUAGAUAUUGUUUAUUUUUGAGUUAGCUCGCUAACCAUCGUUUGAGAAAAGCUAGCAAGCUAGUAUUAAUUCAGAGCUAGUUCACAAACCACCAGUUGAGACUCGCUAGCUAGUUUGCAUUAAUGUGUAGUUAGCUAGAUAACCCCACGCCUUUGAGACUACAUAGCUAGCUAGUGUCCCUAUGAGGUUAGCAAGGGAAACAGUGGGGAAACAAACAAGGUGCUUGUCAUGCACGCAUUUUAUUGCUACCGCUUACUGCUUCAAUUAGAGCGCAAAGUUCCCAACCAAACCUGAACCUAACCGCCAGGCAUCAAACAAACACUUGAAGAAGACCAAAAGCGACCAUUUACAGCACACCAUUUAAAUGUCAAGCACAGGCUUUUGUGCAACAGGACCUGGAAUUAGUAUUAACAUGGUUAAUGUUUGUUGAUUACAUUCAGUGUUGAAAAGAGAGGACAUCAAAGCAAAUCCAAGGCAUUAACUAUUUAUUUUUAAAUGCAUAAAUUCAUGAGCCUUUAGAUCACAGAAUAGCUCAUGGCUAUUUUUCUGUCCAGCCCUUUUGAGCACGAGUCACUAAAACAGUAUUCGCUGUCAGUAGAAGCCCAACGUCCAGAGGGGCAGUUGUUGUUUUAAACCUCAACACCAGUUAACAAACAGAAACGACAAUGGUACUGUAUUUAAUUCGGACUCCAAACAACGUGUCCGUUCUGAAUCGGCCCUGACUAUUUACAUAACAGUGGGAAUUAUUUCAUACAUGGUUAGAUAACAGACUGCCAAGUGAGAGUGUGGGAGAGGGAGCAAUGAAUCAAUAUAUAGACAAACAACCAAAUAGAGGACUGAACAAAGGGACUGUAUAAUAUUACCAAAUGUAUGUGUGCGUGCGUAUGUGUGUGUGUGUGUGUGUGUGUGUGUGUGUGUGUGUGUGUGUGUGUGUGUGUGUGUGUGUGUGUGUGUGUGUUUGUCUGUGCGAUGGGCCCACAUGUUGUGUGGACAACACCUCUCCCUGGCAUCGUACAUUGUACAUUGUGCAUUAUAAGUGUUUAAUUUAUUGAAGAGAAAUAUUGUAUUUAUUUAAUAUCUAGUGAUUCACUGGCAUUUCAGUCGGUGACUGGUCGCAGCUGUCCCCAUGCUUGAGAUGAACGUUUAGUAACAUUUGGCCAGUUACAAUUGGCACUCGCUCACUUUAUAGUUUUAGUGCAUGGUUGUGUUUUGCUGGUGUUGCAAUCAUUGGGCUAUAGUGCAAAACGCUUGAAAAAAAAGAAGUAUGCAUACUUAGUAUAUUUUUAUGCCGUUUUUCCAUUCACACUUCAACCGUGCCAUGUUGAUCAAAGAACUGUCAUGAUGGGACAACAUUCACUCAAAAAAAAGGUUUGAAUCCCAAAAUGGACUCAUGGACUGCUUGUUGCAGUGUGUGUGAAACAAAGCCUCUUGCUGUAGGAAAACAACUGACCUACACUUUCGGUUUUUGCACAUGACGCGUCUCCCCGUCCUACCCCAUGGAUAUGAGGUCACACCCGGUUAGCCAACAGACCCUGUGACUAAAGCGUUUGACACUCCACUUAGCAUGUCAACCUCGCUGUUUAUCCGAGCGUCCCCGAGUGUCAGCGGAGUAGGAAACGACGACCAGGAUCCUCGCUCAACUUACAAACCAGUCGGAACCGGACAUGGAUGGUCGAUCACCGAAGGAGCGCGGAGAUGAGGAGGAGUUGGUGGAGGAGGCCAUCGCGUCUGUGGAGCGUUAAGACCUCAAGUGGAGAAGCAAAUUGGCCGUCUCCAAGGCAACAGAGAUGGAGAGAUGGAGACGGAGAGAAGAGAGGGGUUGGAUGGAUGACCGUUAUUAAGCAGCACCCCCUCUCCUCACUCUCAAGGCUCUUCUGCGUUGGUCUCUCUCUCGUCCUCCACGGAGAAUCAGACCUAGUCACCCGCCCGCAUAUCCGUCCGUCUCUCUCGGCCCCUGAGUCCAACGAUAAUGAUAUUUUUUCAACACUAAAUAUAAAAGAGAGAGUUGGGUUUGUCAGCAGCGAAUGAAAAUUCUUAGUCGAAAGAUUAUUUUAAUAAUUUCAGAAAAAUCUAAAACAGUGUUUGUUAUCGUUAGCACUAUUCCAACUACUGCUAUUAUUAUUAUAAUUAUGACGUGGUAUUGCUUUGCUUUUGAUAGAAUCUGUGAUUUUUUUGACGCCACCGUGGUGCCCACAAAAGAGUAAAGACGUGCACGAAAAUAACAGACGGUCCCUCGAUAAGUGUCCAAAAAAAGGACUUCUGAGUGUUGGUUUAUUUAGAGUCACUCUUAGAUGAUGGCUUAUCCUCUGGAGCUCUGCUGCAGUGAGGGCUCGUCCGACGACGGGUCGGGGGGUGCGUGGUCGUCGUGCGUGACGUUGGAGCGGUAUAGAGUGGUAGAGCUUUUUAUAUCGCUUUGUUUUCAGCUUGCAAUUGAAACUGGACGCUCCGUCUUGGAAAUUAAAAACUAGGCUACUUGUGUGUGCGGGGGAAAAUACAAGAACAUGAUGUAUUUGAUCUGGGUUGGCGUGG